This is a messenger RNA of Aaosphaeria arxii CBS 175.79, 1068 nucleotides long. RefSeq lists its product as uncharacterized. The coding region runs from base 1 to 1068 and encodes 355 amino acids. The record is from RefSeq and is a predicted model, not a curated record. Gene Ontology annotation, molecular function: arylformamidase activity. NCBI's taxonomy places the organism in Eukaryota, Fungi, Ascomycota, Dothideomycetes, Pleosporales. The transcript is spliced from 2 exons.
AUGACCUCCACCACCACCUCACCCACCUCACGACCACAACCCCCCCGCCGCCCCCCCUUCUCCACCCUCCCGCUCGACCCCUCCGGCCCCGCCAGCAACGCCUGGGGCCUCUACGGCCCCUCCGACGAGCUCGGCGCCCUCAACAUCCUCACGCCCGCCGUCGUCCUCUCCGCCGCACAAUCCACCAUCCUAACCGGCCACCGCGUCUCCCUCGACUGGCCGCUCAAUCUCCCCUCCCACCCGUCCUUCGACCGCCCGUCCUUCCAAUGGCAACUCACGAACCGCACGCAUCCCGACGGCACCAAGCGCACCGUCAACGACGACUCCAUGACGUUCAACACGCAGAGCAGCUCCCAGUGGGACGGGUUCCGGCAUUACGGGUACCAGAAGGCUGGGCUGUACUACGGGGGCCGGACGCAGGGGGACGUCGAGUCGUCUGAAGUCAUAGGGAUCGACAAGAUUGCGAAAGCGGGGGGGAUUGCGGCGAGGGGUGUGAUUCUAGAUUACCCUCGUUGGAGGGCGGCGAGGGGGCAGGGGAAGGUGGACGCGUUGGCUGCUGUUGCGAUUACGGCGGGGGAGUUGAAGGCGAUGGUGAGGGACGCGGGGGUCGAGACGAGGGAGGGCGAUGUGUUGUUGUUGCGUACCGGGUUCACGGAGGCGUAUUUGGGGUUGGAUGGGGCGGGGAGGGAGGCGUUGGGGGCGAAGAGGCCGGCGGAGUUUAUGGGGGUGGAGUCCACGAGGGAGGUCGCGGAGUGGAUUUGGGAGAGCGGGUUUGUGGCGGUUGCGGGGGACGCGCCGUCGUUUGAGAUGAGUCCGUUGGUAGGGGGGCAUAAUGAGGUUGGGGGGAUAUGGAAGGGGGAGAGUUGGGAGGAGGAGAUGCAGGGGGGUGGGUUGUUGCAUCAGUGGUUGCUUGGGGGGUGGGGGGUUAUGAUUGGGGAGAUGUGGGAUCUUGAGGGGCUUUGUGAGAAGGCGGUUGAGUUGGGGAGGAAUACGUGCUUUUUGUCGAGUGUGCCGUUGAAGGUACCCGGCGGCGUCGCGAGCCCUCCAAAUGCCGUUGCAUUCUUCUAA